GUGACGCUUUUUUUCUUUUUUUAAAGGAUCCGGAAGAGUUCGUAGGGGGUUGUUCAGAAGUGUUCAGUGAAAUAGACAAGAGUAACUGUAGACGAGAUUAUGGCAUUUUCCCCUAAAGCAAAGAGAACCCCCAAAAAUAAAGAUGGGAAAGGUGCGCAAAAUCUACCCAAACCCCAGAAGGACGCUUACUCCAGACUUCUGAAUCAGCACCAGAAUGGCAAGUUUCGUUCUUACUUGCAAGAGUUUGUAGAGCAGCAGUCAGAGGAGAACGCGACUACAUCGGUUAGCAGGUCUGAUGCCAACAGGAGAAAAAAAGGCCAUUCAGAGUCAUCCUAUUUCGGUGAUAGCGUCUCCUCUCCGCAGAGUAGGCCGAUGUUGGCUGACACUUUCAACUCUUUUCACGCGGACAAAACAUUCCAUCAGGUAACAUGCGCUGAAGACCCGGGCACGAAUCCUGGCAUGCUGGAAAAGUUACAUAAGGGUUCUGCUCCCAAAAAGGCAUCCGCUAAACUGAAAAAGAGUGAAAAAGACAUCAAAGCGAGCACGAGUCUGGUGGGAUCUGAGGAAGGCGACGCUCAACAGUUGAGCGGUUCAUGCGGGGAGGAAAAAACGAGGAAAAAAUCAAAGAAGAAAAGCUCAAAAGGACAUUUGGAGAAAAAGGACAAGGGCGCGUGUGGUCUUGAAGUCGACGCUGCUGAGAAAUCUGCAAAUAAAAAUGUCAAAGCUUCUCAAGCAUUGAAAGGCUCACGGCAAAUUGACAAAAAAGAUAUAAAUGCCAAAGAUGGGCGAGCGUCCGGGAAGCAGGUUUUUGAGCAGUACAUGUCUGUGGAGGAUGUGUCUGCAGGGCUCAAGAGAGGAGAACUCAUUCAGGGAGUGCUGAGGAUAAACCCAAAGAAAUACAAGGAAGCGUAUAUCCCAUCUCCUGAUGGGUCAGCCGAUAUAUUUCUGGAUGGGAUUUCAGCUCGUAACAGAGCUCUCAAUGGAGAUGUUGUUGUGGUGAAAGUUCUCCCACUUGAACAGUCGCAGGCAACGAAGACUCCUGAUGUCAUAGUAGAGGCCCAUUACAAUGGAGAUGAUGAGAUGGUCUCUAAAAUGGAGAAAGUCAGUCUCAAUGACAAAGCCCUUCUCACAACACAGUCUGUUGAACAUGCAACGACAUCCAACACUCCUGCAUCAAGUUCAGAGAGAACUACGCAAAAAAAUGGGAAGGUUGUAUUCAUUGUUGAAAAAAAGCACAGCAGGGCAGUAUCAGGCUUUCUCAAAUUUCUUCCCAACAAGAGAUUUGCCAUGUUUUCUCCUGUGGAUCACCGAGUCCCGAGAGUUAAUGUGCCUCUAGCGGACUGCCCUGCAGACUUCACUUCCAGGCCUGGAGACUACGAAAACACACUGUUUAUCUGCCGAAUUACACAAUGGCCAGCAGACAGCAACUUUGCUGAAGGGCGGCUUGCAAAAACGUUAGGGCAAGCAGGUGAAAUAGAGCCAGAAACAGAAGGCAUCUUGACUGAAUAUGGUGUUGAUUUCUCGGAGUUUACAGAGGAGGUCUUGAAUUGCCUUCCUCAAGAUCUACCUUGGAGCAUCCCUGCUCAUGAGCUGUCUACAAGAAGAGAUCUCAGAAAAGAGUGCAUAUUUACCAUCGACCCAGCUACGGCCAGAGAUUUGGAUGAUGCGCUGUCCUGCAAACAGCUCUCAGAUGGCAACUUUGAAGUUGGUGUUCAUAUAGCUGACGUGAGUUACUUCGUGAAGGAGGGAAACGCCUUGGAUGAACUCGCUGGACAGAGAGCCACAAGUGUCUAUCUAGUCCAAAAGGUGAUCCCCAUGUUGCCCCGUCUUCUCUGUGAGGAACUGUGCAGCUUGAAUCCUCUGACAGAUCGACUGACUUUCUCCGUCAUUUGGAAGCUUUCUCCAGAGGGAAAGAUAUUGAGUGAGUGGUUUGGGCGAACCGUCAUCUGUUCCUGCAUUAAGUUGAGUUAUGAUCAUGCUCAGAGUAUGAUUGAUGCUCCUGACAAGCACUUUAGUCCUGAAGAACUGCCAGCCUGUUCCCCAAACCACAGCAUCAUCGAGAUACAAGAGGCCGUCCUCAACCUGCACAACAUCGCCAAACAGCUCCGAGCUCAGCGCUUUGAGGGUGGCGCUCUCCGACUUGACCAGCUGAAGCUGUCUUUCACCCUUGAUAAGGAGUCCAGCAUGCCUCAGGGCUGUUACGUCUAUCAGUAUCGAGACAGCAAUAAACUGGUGGAGGAGUUCAUGCUGCUGGCGAACAUGGCGGUAGGGCAUCAGAUCUACCGCUCGUACCCAGAACUGGCACUUCUUCGGAGACACCCGCCUCCUCAGACCAAGAUGGUGGAUGACAUGCAGGAGUUUUUUGACCAGAUGGGCCUUGACAUUGACUUCUCCUCAUCUGGAGCACUCCAUAGAAGCCUGAAUGAAAAUCUUGGUGAUGACGAGUAUACAGCUGCCAGGAAAGAAGUCAUCACUCACAUGUGCUCCAGGCCAAUGCAGAUGGCGGUGUAUUUCUGCGCAGGAGCUCUGAAAGAUGAGAAGUUGUUCCGUCAUUAUGCUCUGAAUGUGCCGCUCUACACUCACUUCACUUCACCUAUUCGGCGAUACGCUGAUGUCAUCGUGCACCGUUUGCUGGGCGCCUCUCUGAAUUGUGGACCCCGUCUCAGCGUCUCAGGAGAGGAAGUGCACCAGCAGGCGUCUCACUGUAAUGACAGGAAGACCGCCUCAAAGAGAGUCCAAGAGUUGAGCUCUGAACUUUUCUUUGCUGUUUUUGUGAAGGAGUGUGGUCCUCUGGAUUCAGAAGCCAUGGUCAUGGGAGUUCUGGACCAGUCCUUCGACGUGCUGGUGCUUCGAUAUGGAGUGCAGAAACGAAUUUACUGUAAUUCAUUAGAAGGUCUAAAGGAGGUCGAGUUUCGUAAAGUGGGAAAGAAGCCAGAGAUGACGCUUGUUUGGGAAACGGAUGACCCAUCUAAGGACUCCAUAAAACAGGAGAUCUCCAUCUUCACCCUGUUGAACGUUCAGCUGAAGGCAGACGGAGCUCCUAUGAAAUACAGCGCGACGCUCAAGAGACCCUUAGCACCCAUGUAAACCCCACCAACACCACUUUACUUCAACCAAACAGAUUUGUCAGUAGUUCACACAUCUUUUGCACGAACGUACCAUGAACUCCGUUUUAAUCCCUCUUCUUUGACUUUUAAGAUUUUGUUCUCAAGACUUUUCGAAGACGGAAAGAAGUGUUUUUAUUUUAAGCUAUUUUGCUUUAGCCUCAGGAAUUGUGACGUUUUGUUCAGGGAUUGUUUUAUACAUUUUCAGCGUCUCUUUUGAAUCUGAAAUUCUCCCAUAUUAAGAUGCUACUCUUAUUUCAUGCUUCGGGUUUUAUUUCACACUUUCGCAAAUGUGUCCUUUGUAGCUUACAGACAUUUUUGUUUUGUUCUGCCUUAACCUGCGGCCUUUGCAUUAGAAACGAUUGCUUCAGAAAUGACAUUUCGUUAACUUCAGAAGUUAUGUUAAUGAUUAUUUUGUUUUCCCAAU
Messenger RNA from Danio rerio (zebrafish), 3531 nucleotides. NCBI's taxonomy places the organism in Eukaryota, Metazoa, Chordata, Actinopteri, Cypriniformes, Danionidae. The record is from RefSeq and is a predicted model, not a curated record.